CGCUCUGCCUGUCGAUGCCCUCAUGCUCGAUCCCGUCACUUCAAACUGCUUCAAACAGGCGCACAGGGCAGUCUAUGUCCUGGUCAACUCACCCUCCCACGCUCCUGACCCAUUGACGACGUGAUCAUACACCAGAAUGCCUCAUCUCCCUGCAGCCCGCUCACUUCUCGCGGCAUCAAUCUUCCUCUGCAUCCUCUUGUGGCUCUUCAAGCUCAAGCUAGAUGAUCAUGCAGCUGUUGCACGCAUCGCCAAGUCGCCAUCAAACCUACUACCAUGCCUCACAAAGCCCAUAGUCUGGCAGCUCGACCAUCUUCAAGAAACCCAGCGCGAUCCAUUGAAUCGAUUACGCACCAUCGAAUACGGUCCUUUUGAUGGCGCAGUCCCCAGGGAAGUCUCAGUCAAUGAGCCGUUCAAGGUCCACUUUACUUGUCUAGAUAACAGUCUGUGUCCGGAAAGCUUCGCAGCACUCAUUGUAGGUCCUGCGCAACAUGCCUUUACCUCUUCAGCCAAUGCAUCACAGGUACAGAAACAGCAUACUUUCCAGAUCGCAGAGCCAGGCAUAUACAAAGUCUAUCUCUGGCCGCACUUUGGCACAAUCUGUGCAAAGUACUACGAUACGCCUGAUCCCUGGUAUGAGCGUCUUGCAACGGGAUCACCUUUCGCGCUACAUGUCACAGGCGGACAUCCUGUACGCGUGACGAGCUCGGCUUGUCGAAAUACAGAUGAUAUUCUUGAUGGUCGUUGGGUGAACACAGCCGAUCUGCAUAUGAGCGAGCUUGCCCAGCUUGGUCUCGACCCAUACGAAACAUACAUCAGGCAAGAUCGUGCUCAACUCGCACCAUACAUCUGGCUACCCUACACCUGUCACGUUCAACACCGCUCUAUGUACUCUCAUCUCGCACGUCUCAAAGCGAAACACAUCUUGGUUUUGGGGGAUAGUGUCAUGCGCGAUCCAUUCUGUCAGCUCAUUUACGAACCACAUGUCGAAAAUGUCACCGGGAGUCCCUGUGAUGCUAGCAUUGGCCAUGAUUAUCACUGGCUGACAAAGCAAGUCACAAUCCGCUAUGGCGAUUCACCAGAAGAUGAGACAUUGCUGUCCUUCGUCAUGGCCACCAAUGACUUUGGUGCAGAUGGAAAGGCACCACUAAAGGACGAGGAAGCAAGGAUCACGCCAACGCAUAUCAUCUGGAAUCAAGGACUCUGGUUUCAGCUUGCUAGGGCCUCCGCUGAGGUUGAAUAUGAGACAAUGACACGAACAAGUCGUCUACUGCUCUCACUUUACCCAGACGCGAGACACAUUAUACGUGGGACGACGUCCAUGCAUGAGAACAUUGCAUGCUACGAACAUCUCACUGGUAGAGACGCCUCCCUGCGCGAAUCAGACACCGCACGCCGCGUCUAUGAGGAAGAACGUAUUCGUUCUUCGCAUGCGCGCUUGGCAUUCAUGGAAACGUUCAAGUAUUCAGAUGCACGACCUGAUUCUAGUAAAGAUGGUCGUCACUAUUCUCGCGUUUCGUUUGCUGGUAUUGCAGAGGAUACGGUGUAUGCUCAACGACCGCGCAUUGGAGAAUUGGACAUGUGGUUCGUAGAUCUCAUGUUUGAGAUAUGGGCACAGGAUGUUUGACACUUGUGAGUGACUGUCAUCUGAGACACAUUCAGGGGUAUGACGCUUGUCGCAAAUUAUGAAAAGUCAGCUGCUUUAGGCGAUGAACAAAUACAGUCCCUUGCUGCUCCACUGGUUCAUGACAGUCCAUUUGUCCAAAACAUUAUCAUCAGCUUCUGCAGGCUGUUUGCACCAUGUGUCAGACCUACCUGGAGUUCGCAUCGCGUUCCCGUCGAGCCAGACUGACUAAUUCGAAGA
Protomyces lactucae-debilis is the source of this 1861-nucleotide messenger RNA. RefSeq lists its product as uncharacterized. The record is from RefSeq and is a predicted model, not a curated record. The transcript has 3 exons. Lineage: Eukaryota; Fungi; Ascomycota; Taphrinomycetes; Taphrinales; Protomycetaceae. The coding region runs from base 137 to 1624 and encodes 495 amino acids.